This is a messenger RNA of Stylonychia lemnae, 1245 nucleotides long. Lineage: Eukaryota; Ciliophora; Spirotrichea; Sporadotrichida; Oxytrichidae. The record is from the annotation of a GenBank genome assembly.
AUGGGUGGAAGAGAGAGCUCUCUUAAGGAUCAAGCUUGGUGUUCAAAUAAUAAUAUGAAUUGCAGGAAUUGGUUCACUGAAGUAGAAAAUGUAAAUACUGAGGCUAAGCGAACCUCGCCAAUGCCUAAAACAGAGUUGCAAUAAUUGCUAAAAGACUAAAAGCAAAUGGGAAAGCUGAAUCAUAAUGUUCAAACUACUCAGCAGUCUACUCUGCCUGGUACUGGCAACUACAAGAACGACAUAUUUGCAAGUGACGAAUAAAGACUAGAUUUUAAGUCAGCGUUAAAGCAGUAAAACAGAAUUGAUAGAUUAAGCAUGCUGGUAGGCAAGGCUCCCCGCUUGGAGUUAAAGGUUUUGAGUUCAGCUUUUUUGGAAAAAGGAGAGGUUUUGUAUUUAAAUCCACUGGGUUUGGAAGAGAACAGAUCUUUAAGAAAAGUGAGUGACGGCUUUACAUACUUCGGGUGCAAGAAGGCAAUCAGAAAAACGCCUAAAGUAAUCAACUCCUAAAAUCAGAUAAAAGUUUAUAAAAAACAGUCGCAGAUAAUUGACAAUAACUCCAACCUGAAAAACACAGAUAACUUUUCUGCUUAGAUGGGAGCUACAGGUGCAAGUCUAGAUGAAAUGAAUGACUCCAAGAAUGUCUCGUAUGAUAAGGAGAUAGUAAAUGAUUUUGUCAUUCCCACUAAAAACGAGGAGGAGAAGGAGAAACACAGAGGUAGGCAGUUUCAAAUCUACUUUGACCCUGACUCUUUCAAUUAUAAGAUUAAAGAUCUAGGAGUAGGCUACGGUGCAUUCGUUAAGUUGACCAGACCAAUUGUCUUAAGAGACAAUUUCCUGCUGAAUAUGGGCGAGUCUUACAUCGUUGCAAAUCUUUUCAAAUCCUAAGAUGAUAUGAUCGGAAUUGUAGGAGUCAAUAAAGUACCAAUGAAACUUAGAUUAAAAAUAUUCUCAGUAGUCAAAGCAGAUUAACCAGAUGUCUUUUCAUGCUAAAACGAGCAAUAAGAAAUUAUAAUUGGAAGAACUCCAAACUGUGAUAUAAGAAUAGAGGACAAACUGCUGUCAAAGGCUUAGGCGACAAUUAGAUUUGAUGGAGACAACUGGGUUCUCUAAGAUGGCUUUGAAGGUAGAGAGAGUACCAAUGGCACCUGGCUAUAUCUAAACGAAGACUGCGAUAUUGAGAAUGGUAUGGUUUUCAAAAGUAAUCAGACCUUCUUCGAGGCAACUAUCUUAUAGCAAGAUUCUUGA